This is a messenger RNA of Cyanistes caeruleus (blue tit), 2803 nucleotides long. The record is from RefSeq and is a predicted model, not a curated record. Lineage: Eukaryota; Metazoa; Chordata; Aves; Passeriformes; Paridae.
GGGGGUACCCAGGGCCUCCCCCUUGCCGGAAGGGAUGCUGGGACCUGUCACCCUCCACCCGUGGCCCUCCCUCAGUGUCCCCGCGGGUGACACCGGUCACACAGCUGCCCUGAGCUCCCUGUUCGGUGUCGGCAAGGUAAGGGCAGCCGGGCCGUGUGUUUCACCCAGUUUCUUCUGCCCUGAAGGUCACAGAAACCUCUUGUGGUGGAUGAAUUGUUUCACUUUUUUUCCUUGUGUAAAUCUCACUCUGGCUGUCUCCUCCUCUGCUGAGUGACAGGGAGCUCUUGUUCCCUUCUCUGAAUGAGUCAGGCUAAAAUUAUAAUUUGCAUUUAGCAAAUAAGAGUGGUUGUAGCAGGCACAGAGAGACCAAAUCCUUUGGCCUUGCAGAGGAAAUGGUUUGAGAACCAGUCAGUCUGCUCACAUGGGUGUGCACGAAAUGCUGUGUAACCAGGGAGCACAGCCACUUGUCCACCUUUGAAAUGUCUCUUCUGCCUAUGGUUACUGGCGCCUGCUUAAUGAAAUUCCUCUUGGUUUAUUCCUAGAGCCUGGGCCCUUUCAAUGCGUCCCUGAGCUGUGUUUUGCUGUUGGUGGCAAAGCUGAAUAAUAGCAGUAGAGAUUUUUAUAGAUGGGCUCUCUGUGUCUCUCUUACUGGCAGAAAUUGUCAUUAACUGAAUGAUGUUUAUGCUGAGCACUAAGGAGGGAACAGGUCUUGAUGUAGUCUAUGCAAUUCCCCGUGCAAAAAGUUGGGAAGUUCUGGAGGAUGGUCUCACUUUGGUGAUGAUGGUUCUGUGAGUGGAGCCUUUCUCAGGGCUGUUGCUGCUUUUCAUUUUCCUUGGGGGAAGGUGAGAAAUCACCUGUGGAUGACUUCUCCUGAUGUGACCCCACACGAGUCUGCCCUACUGAGGGCUUCAGGAUCUGCUCCAGCUCCUCGAUGGUGGCUGUUCUCCACCCUUGUGUUCUCCAUCAGGAAUCUGGAAUUAUGUUGGUGUGGGAUAGGCUGUAGUGGCUGAGGAGCUGCCAGGCAGGGCUGACCUUGUGCAGCAGCUUGUGCUUCCCAACCCGACUCCUGUGGCUGCUGCACUUGGCAGGGAAUGAGGGGAGAGAAGUGAACUUUGCUGAGGUCAGAACUGCCAUAAAGGCCUGGCCUGCGAAAGCCAAGUGGAGUGGUGAGGCACUGAAUUCCUAAAAGGAAAGGCAAGCAGUGACUAAAGCUUUCUGUGACUGCCUGUGAGCAUGGGGGGAUCACUAGGAUAUAUAAUGGUGUGAAAACAGACGUCAGAAAUUUGUUGCUUUCCUACUUUAUUUUUGGUUUUGUUUUGUUCUUAACCUCUCCUGGUAAGAAAUUCUGCUUCCCAGGGCUUCACUUUAACUAAACCAUCUGUCCACGGUGCCCGUUCUUAUAUCUCACUGCAUGGAUAUUUGUGACUGGUGGAACACACAAGGGAUUUUCUUUUCCUAAAGAUUCUCUUUAUUUGGAGUUUCCAAAACCUGAAAGGAGGCUCUUUGUCUUCACAGCCACCAUGUCACCCAGCCAGGAACCUGUUUUCCCUGAUUAUGAGACAGAGACCAGCCAGACCUCGAAGCUGAUAAAAAAAUUUACGGAGACACCAUUUGUGCCCAUUGGGAUGGGCGGCUUCGCCUGCGUAGUUGCCUACGGGCUGUACAAGCUGAAGCACAGAGGUGACAUGAAAAUGUCUCUGCACCUGAUCCACAUGCGCGUGGCAGCCCAGGGCUUCGCCGUGGGAGCCCUGACGUGUGGCGUACUGUAUUCCCUGUUCCGGGAUUAUGUGGUGAAGCCCAAGGAAUAGUGGGAAGCCCUCUGAAAUCCCUGUCCUGGUGGUGGUGACCUGUGUACUGCAGCUCCAAACCUCCUGUCAAGGGGUUCUUGAGGAAAGCAAAUAAUACAUGGCAUUAGAGAAUUGUUCUAUUUUGUGUAUGGUACACUGUGCUGGCAGCCUCAGAAUGUCCACUGGGGGAGUGGGUGUUGGGGUCUGGGUCUCUGAUUGACACCACCACAUCCCAGUUUGUAGGGGAUAUUGUGGAGUGCAAUCCCUCUAUCUUCCCCUUCAGCUCAGUCCUAAAACCAGUGACUUCUUUUGCUGUUGUUGCCCAAAAUCAUGAUGUCUGAACUGGCUUCUGUCAGGGAAUGUCAGGAAUACCUUGCUGUCAUUUUCUAGCCUCUGCCUCCAACUUUGUAAUUUAGAAGCUUCCAGUAGCACUAAGUGACUUCUAAAAUAUUGAGAGAGAUAUAUAAACAUCUAUUUUUUUUUAUUUAAGGCAUAAGAUAAAUAUGUUGCAGCUAUUUAAAUGUUAUAUUUAUUCAUUGUUAAAAAAGACACAGGCUCCCUAUUUUCGCUAAAUCAGACCUUGGAUUAUGAUAUUUUGUAACUUUAUUUACUGUGUUUUCUGAGUAACAUCUAAAUGUAACAUUUAAAAUACAUUUUGUGAAAACUAAACCUUAAUUUGGUGGUUUAAAUACUUUUAAAGUGUAUGAUCUAGCUGAUUUGUGCAGUACUGUUCCUGACAUGAAAUUUUUAAACAUUUAAAUCUGAAAAGCCCCCCUUCGCCUUAUUUAGUUAUUAAAAUCCUUUGUCUGUUAUUUUACACACAAACUCCUUGUACCUUCAACAGCAGUCACAAAAAUAAAAGCCAAUUUCUAAAAAAAGCACAUAUUCUCCUGUUAGCUGACAUUCCAUGGUGACAAUCUCAGAUGUUACAGAUACAAGGAUACUGCACCUGUCUGCGACCUGCUGUACAGAGCCAGGGGAGAUUAACCACGAAUAAAAGUGAGGAGUGGAGGUAA